AAACAGGUCGUUAUUUAAAUAUGAAUGACAUACCUUUUCCUUUGAGGAGGUUCAGGUGUGGCAACUUACAAUAAUGCAGUCAGAGGUAAAACUGUCACAGGCCCAUCUACAUAUAGCCUACCCAUUCAUGUUUUAAAAACAGUUUCAGACUGAUGCAAUUGCACAAAAGCCACUCAAUGCUAGAGUCUCACUACAGAUUCUCUGAAGGUGGGUGGGCGGACCGGUUUUACCUGAAACAGCUGAGACAGUACGAAAGUGAAAGAAAAUGAAAACGCUCCGGGAAGUAUUUAAUCUUUUCGUCUGUGUAAUAUUAUCAAGAUUCAAUGCGGUAACUUCUAUCAUCUAUGUUGAGAAUGGGAAGAGUGUGACUUUAAAUCCAAAUGUACAAGGAGAUCCUGAAGACAUUUUGUGGACAUUCAAUGGAAACAAGGUGGCUGAACAUGAUUUGAACGAAUUUCAAGAGUAUGGUCAAUUCAGAGGAAGAUCAGAGAUUCAAAUCACUACUGGGCAGCUCACUGUUCUUCGCAUGACCAGCCAGGACAGUGGGAUUUAUUGGUCUGCAAUACAGAUCGAUGGAAAGCUGCAAAAUUCUGAAAAUGAAGUUCAAGUUAUUGAUGCUGUGCAGGAGCCUAAUGUGACCUGUAUACUGAACAAUAUUACAGAAUCAAAAAUACUAUUCUGCUCCGUUUCAUCUCAGUUCCAAACAACAUUUGAAUGGACUGGAUCAAAUUCAAUACAACACUCUGGGCAAGAACUUCAUAUCAGCAAGGAGGAGAAACCUGAUUCAGUCUUUACUUGCACUGUGAAAAAUGAAGUUAGCCUAAAGAGCACCAGUUUUGCUUUGAAAGACUGCCUCACAGAUGAGAAUAUCAAUCUACCAGUUAUUUUAGCCAUCAUUUGUGCUAUUAUCGGGGUGAUCACAAUGGCUGUUGCCUUUUACUUCAUUUGCCAAAGACGAAAUAAGGCUAAAUAUAGCACACAACAAAAUGUGAUAGAAAUGUGUGGAUUCUCAGAGACAGAAGCACAAGGUGAAGAUGUUAACCAGGCUCUCAGAAACGAUCAUGUUUCAGAGGACAAUGCAGAACAGGAUACAAAUGAAGAUGGAGAUGAGUCUGAAAACAAUGAAGAAACAAUGGAUGAAGAUGUUAACCAGGCCCUCAAAAACAAUCAUGUUGCAGAGAACUAUAAAAAACAGGACAUAAAUGAAGAUGGAGCUGAGUCUGAGAAAAAUGAAGAAGAAUAGAUGGAUGAUAAUGAAUCUGGCCAAGACCUUUACGGUUAUGAAGAGAAUAAUCAGGAAAUUAGUAAAGCCCAAGACCUCACUGGACCCUCACAAGACAGGAAUAUCAACAAGUUUAACAAGUUAAAGGGGUCAUAUGAUGCAAUUUCAAGUUUUCCUUUCUCUUUGGAAUGUUACAAGCUGU
Messenger RNA from Sinocyclocheilus anshuiensis, 1424 nucleotides. RefSeq lists its product as uncharacterized. NCBI's taxonomy places the organism in Eukaryota, Metazoa, Chordata, Actinopteri, Cypriniformes, Cyprinidae. The transcript has 8 exons. The record is from RefSeq and is a predicted model, not a curated record. The coding region runs from base 266 to 1243 and encodes 325 amino acids. Gene Ontology annotation, cellular component: membrane.